This is a messenger RNA of Neltuma alba, 561 nucleotides long. RefSeq names its product protein PLANT CADMIUM RESISTANCE 2-like. NCBI's taxonomy places the organism in Eukaryota, Viridiplantae, Streptophyta, Magnoliopsida, Fabales, Fabaceae. The transcript has 4 exons. The record is from RefSeq and is a predicted model, not a curated record. Bases 1 to 561 code for a protein of 186 amino acids.
AUGUACAACAGCGGUAUGUGUCCUCCAUAUUUCCAGACCAAUCAAUAUAAUAAUGCUCAUCAUCAAGACCAGUCGUAUCAGCCCUACGUGUAUCCACCAAUCAUGCAACUUCCUGAGGUAACAACAGGACCCUGGUCUACUGGUCUCUGCGAUUGUCCUGAAGAUUGCCGAAGUUGUUGGUUAACCAUGUUUUGUCCCUGCGUCACAUUCGGACGUGUAUCAGAAGCCCUAGACUAUGGCACAGUGCCAUGUGUUGUGAGCGGAAGCCUGUACUUGAUGCUGAUGGUGGCGUCGUUGCUGGGGUGUUUCUGUGUGUGUACGUACUAUUCGUGCUUCUACAGAACAAAGCUGAGGCAACAAUACAUGCUGGAGGAGCAACCUUGUAACGAUUUCUUGGUCCAUUUUGUGUGCGAGUUCUGUGCCUUGUGCCAAGAGUACCGCGAGCUUCAGAACCGUGGCUACCUCAUGUCCUUAGGGUGGCAAGGCAAUGUUGAAAGGCAAAGACGAGUGGCGCUGAAUAUUAUGCAGCCUGUAGGCUUAGAAGGAGGCAUGAUUCGUUAG